GGAUAGCUCUGAAAUUAUUAAUAAUCAUAGAUUAAAACGUAAACGGCAGAAAGCUGUUAGGAGAGCAAAUGCGGAUUACCACCAACGUGAACGAGAGCAACAACGUAAGCGACGAGAAAUUCGACAUACAAAAAGACAAAAAAUUCGUAUUGAAAAAGAUAUCCAGGCAAUUGAGGCGAAUGGAUUUGUUAAAGAAAACACGGGUAAUGAGAAUGAAAAUCCGUUCAAUCUUCGA
This is a messenger RNA of Racocetra persica, 235 nucleotides long. The record is from the annotation of a GenBank genome assembly. NCBI's taxonomy places the organism in Eukaryota, Fungi, Glomeromycota, Glomeromycetes, Diversisporales, Gigasporaceae.